UUUCUCCUUGUAGUCUGCAGUUACUCCCAUCGUGUCCGGGGAGUACAGUCACCACCGGGACAGAGCACCGAUGGCAUCCCGGGUCUCCUUCACCCAGAUCCGGCUGGAAGCGGAGCUGGAGCGCUACCGGGCCGAGUGCCAGUGGGACAAGAUGCCGGCGAUCAUCGAGCAGAUGCAGGCUGCGAAGAUCCACGAGGACGAUGACUAUGGGACACUGUUGAUGGCUGAGGCGUUGCUGGAGGAGUGCCUGCAGGAAAACAUGGACCUGUUACGGAGAUCCACACCUUUGAUGGACAAGACCCAGCCCAGGUUGUGCAAGGCCAAAGGCCACCUCAACACCAUCCUGAGCCGAGGCCGUCUCACACCCAGGUACUUGAAUGAGGCUCUGCUGCUGAUGGCCAAAGUGCAUUAUGUGCAGGGUCGCUACCGGGACGCCCAGGGAAUGUGUGCCAGAGUGGGGCUGGAGGAGCUGACACAGGAUGACCAGCCAACCUACCACCUGCGACUGCUGGCUGAGGCGUUCGUCAUCAAAGGUCUGUCUCUGGACCAUCAGACAGUUUCUGCAGUGUCUCGGGUUCGUCUGUCAGAGAGGGAGGAGGAGAGUCUGUCCUGUUACCUCAGGGCCUGCGAUGCUGCUCUGUCCUACCUGCAGGAGCUUGACAAGGUAGUUACCACGCCACACACCAAGACAGCCAAAGCCAGUCUGCUUCCUCCACCUGUGGACAUCGACCUGGGCUACUUCCUGCAGGCUGCGUUACAGAGUGCUUACAUUUGUCUGCUGCAGAGGGGUCAUCUUGCGCAGGGUGCUCACCAGCUGCGUAGGGUGCUCAGGGUGGUAGAGUCACGAGGGUCUCAGAGCUUCAGGAAGUCUGCAGCGAGGAAGCUAGCAGAGGUGCUGCUGAGCUCAGUGAGUGAAGACAGCUACUGGCCUCCGCUGGGCCCCCCUCCCUCAGCCUGGCUCCACAGAGAGGGAGCCGCCGCCUCCAAAGACGCCAUAUACCCCACUGUUAAACCACCGCAACGUUAUAGCACUGAAUGUUGCUUCUGUCCUCAGGACGUGGUGGAAGAGGCAGUGUUGCUGCUGCUCAUCACAGAGUCCAUGGCCAGCGGUGAAGCGGUCAUCAGUCGUCUGCCUGACCAGGCGGAGGCUCGCCAGGCCAGUCUGCAGGAUGCCACCUCUGUCUACGACCUGCUCACCAUCGGCAUGGCCAGGAGGGGGCAGUACGCCAUGCUGUCUGAGUGUCUGGAGCGAGCCAUGAAGUUCUCAUUCAACGAGUUCCACCUCUGGCACCAGCUGGGCCUGUCACUCAUGGCGGCCGGGAAGGGGGUUGGUGCUGUGUCUGUAUUUAAAGAGUGUGCCAGGAUGAGACCUGAGGACCCCUCAUUGCCCCUGUUGGCUGCUAAAGUCUGCAUUGGUCAACUGCACUGGUUUGAGGAGGCAGAGGUCCUGUCCCAGAGUGUGGUGUCUAUGGGGGAGGAAGCUGGAGAAUUUCUACCCAGGGCCUACCUGGCUCUGGGACUCUGCUGCAGUCUACAGGCCUCUGAUGCUUCUCUCAAAGCAGAUCGGAACGAAUUCAACAAGAAAGCACUACAGGCUCUGAGAAAGGCUCAUUCAUUAGACCCCCACGAUGCUCAGAUUGCUAUGUACCUGGCUCUGCAGCUGGCAAUUGUACGCCAGGUAUCGGCAGCCAUGGAGCCCCUGCAGGCAGCUUUAUCUCUCUAUCGGGACGACUUACACUCCCUCCACCUGCUGACCCUGCUGCUCAGCGCCCAGAAACACCACCAUCAUGCCUUGGACACCCUUGGCCUGGCCCUCAGCCAGCACCCCGACAACUUCAAUUUGCUGUUCACCAAAGUGAAGCUUGAAGAGGCCCUGUUUGGCCCGGCUGUAGCUCUGCAGACCUGUGAAGAGAUGCUGCAACGCUGGCAAAGCCGCUAUGAUGUCAGCCGCUCCAGUGAGACAGAUGACAGCAGCAGUAUACCGAUGGCUGAGAGGACAGAGGUCAGCCCUGGAGGCAGGAAACCCUCCAUCCACCUCACCCUGCCUGACUUUCAGGACGCCUCCACUGGUUCAUUGAGCCCUUCGUCAGUGGCAGUUUCUCGUCUGGAAGCGGCGCUUUCUGAGGUGUCAGACAUCAGCUCCACCCGUCGCCAAGGACCCAUCUACAUCUGGACCACUCUGGAACGCAUUUGGCUGCAGGCUGGGGAGUUGUUCAUGGCAGACGGUCGGUUAAAGGAGGCCCAGUUCUGCAUCGCCGAGGCCAGCUCAAUCUUCCCCAAUUCUCACUCAGUGCUGCUGCAGCGGGGCCGCCUGGCCGAGCUCCGGGGCCAACUGGACGAAGCCAAAGGCCUGUAUGAUGAGGCGCUGGCCAUCCAUCCCACAGGAGAGCGCAUACUGGUGCACAUGGGCCGUUUGCUCGUGAAAAGCGGCCGUGUCCACCUUGGGGAGAAGGUCCUGCGUGAUGCAGUUCAGGUCCACAGCACCUCCCAUGAGGCAUGGAGUGGCCUGGGCGAGGCCCUGCAGUCUCAGAGCUCCAGCCAGGCCCCCGACUGCUUCUUGAUGGCUCUGGAGCUGGAGGCUUCUUGCCCCAUCCGGCCCUUCACCAUCAUCCCCAGGGAGCUCUGAGGGGCCGGAGCCAGGGUGGAGGUUUGGGUUAAGGCUAAGGAAUUUGCCUUUGGCUGGAUGAUUAUACAUCGAUGCAGAUACACUGUAAAGCAGUGCUGGGUUCAAAAAUAUUCCUUAAGUGAAGAGUUUGACAUUUUGGGAUAUAAACCUGUUUGCUUUCUUGCCAAGAGUAAGAUGAGAACAUUGAUUCUGACAUGUGUCCAUUAAAUAUAAAGCUACAGCCAGGAGAUUUCAAGUUUUCAUACAAAUCAAACAAAUAAGAUAUGUGUUUAUUAAAGGACUUAAGAGGUUAAGAGAUGUCCUGUUUGGACUCAGCCAGGCUAUCUGCUGCCUCCUGUUUCCAGUCUUUAUGCUAAAAUAAGCUAACAGUCUCCUGGAUGUAGUUUCAUAUUAAUGGAAUCAGUUUUCUCGUCUCACUGUAGGCAAGAAAGUGAACGUGUUCUUCCCAAAAUUUGAAGUAUUUCUUUCCAAAAUACCCAAAAUUCCAAAAUACUUUAUCUGUACAUUCCAAGCAUCCGAUCUUAAUAAGCUAUAUUGGAUGAAAAAUAGCAAAAAUACAUAUUUUCACCUAGUGUUGAAUAUUAACAUGAAAACAGUAAAAAAAAAAAAAGGUACAGAAGGAUCCAGAGGUUUUCAGAUAACAGAAGGUUGUAUAGAAAAAAAAUAAGUACUGUACCAAUGUACAUCUCCUAUGGAGUUAUUAAUACAGAAGUAGUUUUUUUCAAAAUUAGUGAUGAAAUGAUGAGUAAUAGUUUCAGUGAUCCGAAUCACUGGGUAUCACUUUAAUGGCUCAUAAAUGGCAGAGAUGUGCUGGUUACGUCUUGAGAUAGAAUGUACAGUAUGUUGUUGUGUUACAUGUGGAAAUGCAGAUACAUAGAUUAUGUAUAGGCUGAGAGACACAACAGGAGCUCCACUUCAUCUUUAUUUUAGCCUUUGAUGCAUAUUUGAUGAUCAUGUUGAUUGACACAGCUUUUAUGUACACACACACACACACACACAUCCCACCCUCUAAUCUUCAAAUGAGAGCUUGUAUAUGUUCUAGCAGGGGCAUUCACUUAUCAGUCCAUAUGUCGCCAUUAUGAAUGUGUGUGUCUGUGUGUUUUCAUACAGUGCGUCUUUACAUUAUGUAUCUUCACGCAUGUGUGUUUGUUUAAGACCAUCCCUCUGGGGUGUUAUCAGUCCCUGUUAUGUUUGUUCUGUUCUGGUCUGUGUGUGCGUGUGCGUUUUGUUGGGUUUUGUUUGUUUGUUUUUUGACUCAUCUGUUAGUAAUGUUCUCCAUUAUAAACAACAAUGGCUUUUAAAAAUCACUGCUGGAUGCUGCGUCUUCACCUGCUUUGUCACUUGUGACUAAUGGACAUCACUUCCGAGUGCCUAACCACAUUAAUGUGAGCAGUGGGACUGGGCUGCCGGCUUAUGUAAUACUGCCAGCACAGUUUUCUGCCUCCAAACUCCCUCCUCCUCCUAUCUCUCUCUCUCUCUCUCUCUCCCCUCCUCUGUCUCUCUAUGUCUCUCGCCCUCUCCCAGCUUGCCUGAUGUGAUGUGAUGUGGCUUGGUUGCCUAGCAGCCAUCCCCUUGUUUGAGUAACUGGGGAAGUGGAGAGAUAUCUGGUCUGCUGAGCAACACACACACACACACACACACACACACACAGUGAGAGGCAGAUAAUGCCCCUGUUGUGUGGUUUUACAGGCUUGACAGUGUCUGUUUGAUGUCUGCUGUUACCAUGUGAGGUAUGAGCCAGCUAUAAUCAAUGUCUCAGGCUGGUGUAAAUUGAUUUGUGUUAUGGGAAGAGUCCCUGCCUUUGCUCUCAGCAAACCCACAAUUUCUUAACCCUUUACCUCCCUGCAGGGCUGCGAGCAGUAAUCCCUGCCUUCUCUGUCUUAUUUUAAAACUCCACAAUCGCCCACGUUCCCAACGCUCCCGGCAUGAAAAUCUCACAUUUAUCAAUAUUUCGUUUUUUCGCGCGGGAAUUAUCGAUCACUGUCACCUCUUUUCUGCCGUCCGAAAAAUCUAUUUUUACUUUUUUUCCUCUCCUCGCUCGCCGGCUCUCCCUUGUUCCAUCCUCUCCUCAUUAGCGUUGUGUGUGACACCUACACAGGGGCUUCGGGAGAUGAAUGGUCUAAUCCCUGUGGGUAAGGAGUGAAAUAUUACAUGGUGUGCUCACACACACACACACUGACAAUGAGAGACACUUGAACACAUUGUGUAGUACACAUGCUCACAUACGCACUUGCACAGACAGACACACACAUGCCAUGGUCUUGACAGCUCUGGUAAAAGGAGACAGAUUAAUGGAGGAAGUGGCCCGCUGCAAAGCCUUUCAGAACGACAACAAGCAGAGGAAGCUCUAUUCGCUUGACCGGGUGUCACCACACACACACUUAUAUAUACAGUACAUACACCUGGGAUCAAUAAGCAGAAUGCAUAGGAUCUUACUUGCUGUGUUUGUACUUGUACAUCAUUGAGAUAUCAGAGCAGCCAGAUGAGUCACUCUCACUUCUACA
Molecule: messenger RNA, 5130 nt
Organism: Toxotes jaculatrix (banded archerfish)
Lineage: Eukaryota; Metazoa; Chordata; Actinopteri; Toxotidae
Gene: ttc7a
Product: tetratricopeptide repeat domain 7A
Exons: 20
Coding region: 71-2626 (851 amino acids)
Biological process (GO): protein localization to plasma membrane; phosphatidylinositol phosphate biosynthetic process
Cellular component (GO): plasma membrane
Molecular function (GO): protein binding
Source: RefSeq, a predicted model, not a curated record